Prunus armeniaca (apricot) is the source of this 1095-nucleotide messenger RNA. NCBI's taxonomy places the organism in Eukaryota, Viridiplantae, Streptophyta, Magnoliopsida, Rosales, Rosaceae. The record is from the annotation of a GenBank genome assembly.
AUGGACGACAUGGCUGCCUAUUACCCGCCACCGCCUCCACCACCAGGCUCCGUCCACUACCCAUACUACCAACAACCGCCACCACCUCAACCGCCUCCGUCGGUGGCGCCACCGCUACAGCACCACCUGGUUCAGCCCUACUUCCCUCAACACCCACCGCCUUUCUCUUCCUACGCGCCCGCUCUCGUCCCCCAACCCUCACACGACGAGGUCCGGACCCUAUUUGUCGCGGGUCUUCCCGAAGAUGUCAAGCCCCGAGAAAUCUACAACCUCUUUCGCGAGUUUCCGGGUUACGAGUCCUCCCACCUCCGGACCCCAACCGAGAAGUCUCAGCCUUUUGCUUUUGCGGUGUUCUUGGAUCAGCAGUCUGCGAUCGGGGCAAUGCAUGCUCUGAAUGGGAUGGUGUUUGAUCUUGAGAAGGGGUCAACAUUAUAUAUUGAUCUAGCAAAAUCUAAUUCUAGGUCAAAACGCUCAAGAACAGAUGAUGAAAGAUCUGGCUCCGAUAAGAAAGCUAGAGGUUCAUCAUAUUCAAGGGGCGCUCCUGAUUCUGGUGUUGGCAGCAUUCACAUGCCUGGAAUGGGUAAUUCUGCUUACAACAUCAUUGGUUAUCCAUCUGCACCAAGUCAUGGAAACUUCAAUGGCAUACCUGUACAUGAGACAAUAGCUGGAAACGUGAAUAAUUCUGCAGCACAACAUUUUCCACAAAAUAAUACUCCAUGCCCAACUAUUUUCGUGGCUAACUUGGGGCCAACUUGUACGGAGCAAGAGCUGAUUCAAGUAUUUUCAAGGUGCCCUGGGUUCAUAAAAUUGAAGAUGCAGAGCACAUAUGGAGCUCCAGUUGCAUUUGUUGAUUUUCAGAUGGCAUUUGAAAAUGGAAGAUACUGCCUGCUCAACUGGAGCGCUGAGUCAUCUGCAAGGCACAAUUCUCUACUCGUCGACAACAGGCGAAGGCAUGAGAUUGGAGUAUCCUUUAAUAGCUCACCUCCUAAGUUUUUCUGUCCUUGGCUUUUGUUGAUUUCUCUGUCACAAGUUUUGCUUAACAAGAAUCUCAGGUAUGCCAAAUCACGAAUGGGAAUGCGGAAGAAGCCAAAGUAA